Messenger RNA from Rhinocladiella mackenziei CBS 650.93, 2595 nucleotides. RefSeq lists its product as uncharacterized. The record is from RefSeq and is a predicted model, not a curated record. Gene Ontology annotation, molecular function: protein binding. Lineage: Eukaryota; Fungi; Ascomycota; Eurotiomycetes; Chaetothyriales; Herpotrichiellaceae. The transcript has a single exon. Bases 1 to 2595 code for a protein of 864 amino acids.
AUGAGCAAUAGCGCCUGUCUAAAACAUCCUUCUGCCCAGAAAGGCACGGAACAUUUCAAAGGAGACGCAAAACGCGGUAAGGACAAAGGGAAUCCCUGGGGCUUUUUUGACUCCAAUGCUCUUGAAUUCGCAUCCCAAACCCGACUGCCAAUCGCCUUUUUCCACGACUUGGAUGGCCUGCAAAAGAGAAUGCAGCAGGCUGAACAGGAACCAAGGCCAGAUGGAGCUGAACCCACGGACUCCCAACUGAACGAACAAUUUCGAUUGUUACGCUCCGUGAGAGCACUCGAAGAGAAACUAGCCAAAGCCAAAGCCGACCUGUCGGAUUCAAUACACAAGAAAUCUCGUUUAUCGAACCAUCCUGCAUCAUUACCACCACGGCACUCGCCUGUAGUGCUGUCAAAAGACGAUUUUAAAAACCUUGUGGAUCUGUACUAUUAUACCCACCGCAGUCGAUUCGACCCUGAAUCAGCGGAUUCGUCACCUACUCCUAUAUUUCUUGAAGAUUACAGCUUCAAGCUCUCCGAAGACUUUGCGCCACCCCAGGCAUAUGCUGAAUUCUACAAUAAUGAUGAAGGUUUUGAGUCCCCUUUAAAGGAAAUUGAGAGCAGAAUCAAGUCGCGGAUGUUGCGAGAAGUAGACGUUACGCGAGCCUUUGUGGACUUGCUUCUCGACGACUAUUCUAGCAAUGCGGCACUUUUUGAAGCAUACAAAAGGCUGCCACGGCCUGGCGUGGCUUUUCUUCCUCGCGGAAUUGUCCGAGUAUUUUUACAGCGCAUGUCAACACCCUGGCAGAAGAGCGAAAAGUCGAUGAUAAGAUAUCUAUCACUGAUUGACGACAUGCAAAGGGCCGAAUUACCAAUUACAAAGUCGGAAUGGGCGUCUGCUAUAUAUUUGGCGGGAAGAUCGUUCACCAAAGUCACCCAGGCCGAGGUGACCGCAGCGUUCCGAGUGUGGCGGCAAAUGGAAAACGACGCCGGAGUCAAAUCUCACCAUGUUACGUUCAACAUUCUUUUUGAUAUCGCGGUCCGGGCAAAUAAAUAUGCCCUUGCUCAAAUGGUGCUCAAAGAGAUGCAUGAACGUGGACUUCGCCUCAACCGUCUCGGUCGUGUCAGCAUCAUAUACUAUCAUGGAUUACGAGGCGAUGGCGACGCAGUCCGGAAAGCCUAUCGGGAUUUUGUUGACGCAGGCGAGAUCGUCGAUACCCUGGUUCUCAACUGCGUCAUCACCUCAUUGUACAAUGCCCAGGAGCCUGCGGCAGCAGAGCAGAUAUAUGAACGCAUGAAAAGUCUUCAGGGAGGACUUCGACGAGGCGAGCGAACUGAUGGUCAGACUUAUUUGUACAAGCAAUAUCCCGGCCCUGGAUCAGAGCUGAUCGAUCGCGAGAUGGCAUCUAAUUCCCUUGGUCGGGUGUUGCUUUUUGCUUCAAAACUUCAGCAUCUCUUACCAGACAAUCACAAACAGUUGCAAGAGGCGAUGCCUCUCACACCAGACCAUGUCACUUAUCGGUCCAUGAUUUCUUACCAUGUGAACGUUUCGGGAAAUCUCAAUCGAAUUACGGUCUUGAUGCACGAAAUGUACGAGAAAUUCGGAUUACCAUUUCAGAGUAUCCACUAUCAGUUGUUGUUUAAGGGAUUUGCUCUUCACGGAGCCACGAGUAACCCCGAUGCAACGUGGAAUGUGAAACGACUUCACAUGGUGUGGGAUGCAUGUCGAACUGCCCUCAAAGGAGGACAGGCAGCGCGAAGACUGCGUGGUUCUGCAGAGCCAGUGAAACCGACCCUUCCGUCCAUACAAGACAUUAGCAACCCUUCAACCGAUGACGAACUGGUCCAGCAGAGCGACUCAGAGGGAUCUGUAAAACAACCCCAUUUCAAACGCCUGAGUACAUGGAACGACUUUGUCCUGGAUCUGGCUCUGUUUCCGAAUGAACGGCGCAAACAUAUCGAGCGAAUUCAUGCCCAGCUGUUCGAUGAAGAGGAGGAAAAAAGGAAGUCCUUGUUCAGCAAGAAUCAAAAAGAGUCUACUCCAUCGGAACAAGAAACGUAUUAUCCAUUGGGCGAAAGAUCGCUAGAUCAAGAAGAGGGCGAAUAUAUACUACCGUCACCAAGUCUACUCAUCCAUCCAUAUAGAAGGGAGGGUGAUCAUGAGUUUGAAUCGCCAACUUUUCCAACUCGUCCGGCGAAGGAUAUAGGCAACGACUCUCCUGAAUCUGACCAACCAACAGUUCCUCAAAAUGCUGAUUCUGAUGCGACAGAAUCCCACGAAAAUUCCUCUUCCGGAGCGGACGACAGUACCUCCUCUCCAGACGCAAGCUCCGAUGCUAGACAUGAAGAUGCGAAUGAGCACGAAGACGAGAAAGACCAACGACCCCUACCACCCACAUCACCACACCAAGUCCAAGCGACCCGCCCUCUAGUCUGCUGGCUUCUGCGCGCCUACACGCGCUGCACAGGUUCGCGGCGGCAGGUAGAAGAGGUAUGGAACUCGGUGCGUAAGGUUUGGAAGACCAACGACCCUAACGAGCGUGACGCUGUCGUCAGAGUGCUCAAGAGAUGUUUGCGGGAUUGUGAUCGAUACGGGCCACCUUUGUGA